AGCAGUAAGACGCGAACGCAUUUUGCUGAUCGCGAGCGAGAGAAAAAAUCCAAGAUCAAUCCAAGGCAUAUAUCUAAAUAAUCCUUUCUAAUAUCUGUAUAAUAUAUAUAUAUUAUGCUGUAGACCUAUUAUUUGAUUAUAUUGGGUUGUUUUUAUAACGAGAUUGCGAUAUUAACAUUGACGAUUUCUGAUUCGAACCCCUGUAAAUCCAUGCGGUUAUCAAACAUAUAAUACACCCGGAUUUGGUCAGGUUUUUUUGUGCGAUUGGAUGAACCCUUUGACAUCGAGAUGGCGAGCCUACCCACCCGAACCACAGUGAUUUGAGAGAAACGCAAACGGAAGAUUCCGGUAGUGCUUUCAACUAAACAGGUGGAAUCCGUUUUUUUUUCAUUGUACAUUCUGAUCGGAAGGAUCAGAUUCUUUUCCCGACGUGGAUCCUUUUGCACUAUUGACUUCAGUAAAGUGGUAAGGGAAAGAGUGUCUUCCGCUUCUCAGGGAACCGAAGAUAAGACAGUAAACAGAGUCGUUUUUCAUGCACAGGGGUUUAUUUUUAUGCACAGAGGGUUUUCCAUGUACAAGAGGGUAUUUUUAUUCACAAAGGUUUUUUUUUAUAAUGAACAAAGGGUUUUCCAUGUACAAGAGGGUAUUUUUAUACACAAAGGGUUUUUUUUCAUGCACAAAGGGUUUUCCAUGCACAAGGGGUUUUGAUGUCGUGGUCAGAUGAUGGCAGUAGACAGGAGACAGUCAAACAGUCUCUAAACCUCAUCAUGGACGGAUCUAUUGAAGCGGUUGUGCUUGUUGACCCACAGAUGUUUCAGUUUUGGAUCGUGUAGGUAUCGCUCAUGCAGCUGCUGUCUUUCCAGUAACAUCUUCUCUUUUCUUCUUUUCUUCUCGUCUCUUUUCCUGAUCUUUUGCUCAACCCAUUCGCGGAGAGAAGAGGAAGUCUUCAGUUGCUGAGUCUAUGUCUUGGGUCGACAGGAAGGAUUGACAUGGAACAACCUUGUCUUUCGAUCCCUUGGUUUCUGAGGGGCAACGUCUGUUUCCAUCUUUGAGGAAGAGGGAUAUGACUCUGUGUCGUUCUCAUGUGUAUCAGUGAUGUCUUGAACCUUGUCCAUCUGGAUGGGAGGCACUGGCUUCUGGUCUUCACUGUCAUUCUCCAUCCAACACUUCCCUAUAGCUUUCAGAUGCAUUAUCCCAACCACCAGCGCUUUAUGAUGUGAAGUCUUCAUCUCACCGGGACCGAUCGUCCUCCCAGUGUACUUCACAUACUCAUUUUCAAUUUCAAUAUCCUCUAGGUCAAACAGUAAGGUGGAUGAAGAACGUGGAAGGAUUUGGAUGCGAUGAUCUACUUGAAUCAUCAGUUCCUGUUCCUCUGACGGCUGAAAGGGUUUUGCAAGCCCUGUGAUCGAACCCACAACCUUGCGUUGUUAACGCAAUGCUCUUACCACUGAGCUACAGGAAGGCAGAUACAUCACUUCAUCUGAUACCGCGGUUGGGUUUUCACGAACCAGCAGCGGUGCUUUCACAGAUGGUAGUGUUUGCAUCCCGCCAGCUGGUGCCACUGACUCUGGAAAGAUCCUGUCACCCAGAGACGACUCUUCAAUCGUAGGCAGGGGUUGGAAGUGUCGUGAGGUUCGGUAAAAACGUACUGGCUCCCCUGCUGAUAGCUGAGGUCUGAACAUAGGUCUGAUCUUAUCAGCGGGUAGAGUGGAGGUUGGAAGGACCUGGUAAAACAUCACUGGUCCGGCCGAUGGCAGGGCUUUAAUUUCAGUGAAUGGUGGAGUUGGAGGGUCAGAUGCCUCUUUAACCAAUAUUGGCUCUGGCAAUGAUGGCAUCUUUAGGAGACUGCUCAUCUCUUUCUUCUCUUCAUUCUCAGAACUUUCCUCAUUUUCACUUGUGUCCUCUAUCUCGUUACACUUGUCUGCGCCACUCUGUAGAACAUGAUGAGAUCAAUAAGACAGUGAUAGCAAAUCUUUAAAAAAAACGAUUCCCCUCAUAAGACGAGUUUUUACGGUAAUCGGUGUUUAUACAGCAGGUGGAGCUGUUACACACCUUUGGGGAAAAGUACAGAAUCGCAGAACCUAAAACGUAUAUUUCUUAUCGGUUUUUAAUGAUUGUUCUGAGUGUAAACUGGGCGGAAUCUUUGACAAAUAACGUUAAUUAUCUCAGCUGUUUAAUCAAAGUGAUGCAUUUUUGAAGAAACCUACCCACAUCUAAGUAGUAACAAAAAAAUGAAGAUAGAAGAAUAUGGGUUCCUUUGUUUAAAAGCAGAGACUCUGUUCUUUCAUUUGACAUAUUGUUUGUCCAUAUAUUCUUUAUGUACUGUGAGCCAUUAAAGUUAAGUGAAAAUGUUAAAAAGUGCUGGCGGAGGCUGGCAACUUUUGUUUUAAAAGUCUGGCGAGGAAAUAGUUAAGGACAAUCGCAUUUUAUUUUUUAGCUUUUGUCGGUUAAAAAAGACGCUGAAAAUCUAAACCUGCAAUCAUGACUAAAAACAGCGUCUCGGCCAGCAGUAGCAUAUCGAGCCGAUAUUGUGUAGUAUGAUGUGAUAAUGUAUGUUACAUACUACAAUAAAUAUCCCAAGUGAAGCAAUUUAAUAAAUAAAAUAAACAGGUACAAUUUAAUAUUAAAUUGUGACAAGAAACGUAAAGUGUUGUUGCACUUUAGUUACACACACUGAAGUUACUGACAUUAUCGUUACAUUAAACGCUUAAUUGCUUCACGAGCCCGAUGAGAUAAAUCAAUAAAGAUUAUGUAUUUAAGAUGUCCUAAACAUUUCAGUAAUGGUUUCCUUAUUGUCAAAUGUAAGACAACAUUCAGGUUUGUGAUGCUAAAAUCAAAUAAAUCUCUUACCGCUGCAUCUUUAAACGAUUCCUCCUCAUCCAAUUCAGUCGAUACUUGAUCUGACAAGCAGAAAGAGAAAAGACACCGGAGCAAGUCGAUAAAAUCGCUGAACAGAGACAUCUUUAAACGCUAAAUGUCGAGAAGUAAACUUGAAGUCCGUUUAUAACUCGCUAAAAACGUCUUCGUUCGAGUGCUGACGUUGGUCUAUCAUGUUGCUAGGUUACCUUUGGGACGAUGUUUUUUUCGAACAAUAACAUUUGGCCCAAACCUAACUUAUUUGACUCCGGAAGGAAUCCGUUGAGUAGUUUUAAUUGAAUUGUAUACAUUUACAAUAAAAUAUAAUAAGAAAACAACUUAUGACAAAAAUAAAUCAAUACUGCUGUAAAAAAAAAUAGUUGUAAACACGGCCAGGAAAUUUGCUUCGAGCCAGAGUUAUGUAAACUAGCCAUGUGAAAAAAUGAUUUAUAAUAUAUAUCCAUAAUAAUAAUAAUGUUAAUUAUUCUAUAGUUUUAUAGCAUUUUUAAAUAGUAAUUCUAUAAAAAAAUAAAUGCGCCAUUCAGGCUUCACUAAUCAUACUGAAGAUGAAAAAACAUAUUAUAUGUCAUUAUUUAUAUCCAUUGGCACUCAUUCUAUUAUUCAUAUUUUUUAUUUUUAGUUCUGUAUGUAUAAUGACAUAACUGUAUACGAAAGUGUAUUUUUCAAGUUGCUUUAAUAAAAAAAACAUGAUUAUGUAAUUGUCUUUAGCGCAUGCGCGCUGUGAAGUUGGAAACUGAUAUUUUUACCCUCUGGCUUCUUCUCAACGGAUAUUUAAACCAAAAGAUAAACUUGUAAGUUUCUGCAGGUCAACAGGCACUUGCAACAGCAAGGUCAUAGGUUGGAUUCAAAGAGAAUGGACAUGAAAUGUAAAAUAAAAAAGCAUCUGUCAGAUGUGUAAAUGUCAAUUAAAUGAUGUAUGAAUGUAAUACAAUAAAUAAAUUAGCUAUAUAACUAUAGAUCGUUUCAUUAGAUACACAAAGUUAACUUUGGGUCUGUGUCGGAUUAUAAUAUACAAUUUAAUUUAGAUUCAUAUUGUUUAUUUGUAUUAAAUUCAAUUAAAACUACUAAUAAAACCAGUUAUUUAAUCUUUGUGGAGGUCUACCGGAAGUUUAUGUAGUUGCCGCUAAAACAUACACAGUAAUAAUUACAUUUCAAACUGUUCACUUUUCAUUUGACAAAUUGUAACCUUUAAAACAUUGAAAACGUUAAAGAAAGAGAAGAUGUGAUAAAAAUAAAAGGACAAUAAUGGAUUGUAACUAUGUAUUUAAUCAUUGUGCAUAUAUGGAAUAUAUUUUUAAAAAUAAGCUUUGAUGAAAUGUUUGACAUUUUUUACUCAUAAUUUGACAAUAAUGAUUAUAUGAAAGUUGAACACAUAUCUAUACACAUUUGAUAUAAUAAUAAUAAUACAUCUCUUUGCAGUGUCCAUUAACAUAUUUAGUCCCCUUGAACUUUAGAUUAAAUCACAGACUCUUGUGUUAUACAGAUGUUUCAUCAGAAUCUCAGAAAGAAUAAGAUUCAGGUAUUGCUUUGAUGAAUAGGAACAAGUUUUAUAAAACAAAUUAAACAAACACAGCUGAGGCACUUCCUUUCCAAAGAAUUUGAUGUUAACAGACACAAUACAGAGCAAAAAGAAACACUUUCCAUAAAGAUCAUUACACAUUUAAGUCAUUAAAUGAAACAAACAUACAGCAAAACAAACGUAUCUAUCCAGGGGCCCGUUCUUCGUACGUCGCUUAUUACAUCCGAGAUCAAAUGACACAUCCGAGAUGAUAUCAUCCUGCUAAUCAUGAUCCGGCUAAUUGGGUUCUUCGAAAACACCUGCCGGAUAUGAUUAGUAUCACUGGAUUGAGUUACCUGAGAUAAUUGCGCGUUCAUGCGCUUGUUUAAAAGGGGAUAUGUAUCGAUAGUAGAAACGAUAGCAGAACAAGAGCUUUUAAUAGAAGGUUAUGCCGAAUUUGAAAAUUUAAUUAAAACACCAGGGAACACCUCAAAGUCUGCAAAAGCCAGGAGAGAGGGCUGGCAAAAAGUAGCAGACAAAUUAAAUGCGUAAGUGUUCCAUGUUAGAUGUUUCUAUCACUUUCUACUGUAUGUAUUUUUUUUUAUUUCAUAAACUUUGAUCUUUUAUGUCAGAGCCACCACGGGAGUCACUAGAUCAUGGGAACAAGUAAAAGUGAAGUACAAAAAUAUUCUACAAAAUGGUAUCCUUUACUUCUUAUACAGUCCUUAUUUUAAAAAGCCACUUUUUUCCUCUUAAAAGCCACUGUUAAAUGAUAUGUUUGUCUAUAACAGCCACCAAGAAAAAGGCUGAAAGAAAAAAAACAGGUGGUGGUCCUGCACCCCCACAAUAUACCCCAGCAGAAGAGCUGGCCCUUGGGUUGAAUUCAAACCGACCCAUUGUGGAGGGCAUCCCUGGGGGCAGCUCUUCCUUAGACCCAAAGCCAGGGACCAGUAGCAGCCACACCUUCAUUACUGUUUUAGAUAAUACACCAACACUUUUACCUGUUCCCAAGCAAGUGGUGGCUGAAGCAUAUGCAGACAGUGAAGAAACCCUCUCAGAUUGUCCUUUGGAAGAACCUUUGCAGGAGUCCGAACCUAGAGAAAAGCCUACAGAAAAGCAUCCAGAACAGUCUGCACAAAGAACUGCUGACACAGAGGGUGACAUCCGUAGCCUAUAUAAACGGCAUCUUAAACACAAAAUUGAGUAUUUUGAGUUGAAAAAAGAGAAAUUAAGAGGAGAAAUAGAACUCGACAACUUGAAGAAGAGAAAAAUUGCACUGGAGAUAGAGUUGCUUCAAAAGGACCUUCAGAGCAAAAGAUGACUCGCUGGCUUUUCUUUAUAAAGAAUAUUUUAAAUAAAACUCAAGGAACGAAG
Messenger RNA from Triplophysa dalaica, 5749 nucleotides. RefSeq lists its product as uncharacterized. NCBI's taxonomy places the organism in Eukaryota, Metazoa, Chordata, Actinopteri, Cypriniformes, Nemacheilidae. The transcript has 8 exons. The record is from RefSeq and is a predicted model, not a curated record. Bases 5145 to 5696 code for a protein of 183 amino acids.